AUGCGGCGAGCCUCCACAGACCUGACCGAUGCGGCGCGGAACAUCGAAGAGUCGGUUGGAACUCCCUCUGCGGCUGUCAUAGACCCCGAAAUGGAUCUCUCACCACCCCGAGAAGACGAGGAGGAAAGCAGGAAAGAUAGGCAGUUCACGCCGCCGUCACACAUCGCUGCCCGGUUCUACCGCCCGACUCAGAUACGCCGCAAAGACUCGGCGGCUUCGUCUCGCCGCAACUCCAUCUCUUCCGCUCACUCACGCUCUUCACACGGCUUUGGAGGCAACGGCGACGAUCCUCAAAGCAAGUAUAUUGCCCAGCAGCUGCGGCGCGCAUCUAUACUGGAAGAUCGGAAGGCCCGCCUAGCCGACCGCGCAGCUCAUGCCGAAAAGGUCCGCCUAAGGGCAGCAAUGACCAAAGCCUCGCAGCAGAGGAACUAUUCAAACUCGGAAGAACGAGCUUUGGCUGCUGCACAGGCCCGGGAAAGUAAGCUUGCCGAGAUUGUGGCCGCUUGUGCCGAAGAGGUCAAGCGGGCAAAAGCUGUGGCCGAGAGCACCCGCGAGAAGAAGGAGCAGGCAUUGCGCAAGCUCAAGAUGCAGAUGGAAGAGCGUCUUGCCGAGGCUGAGAAGAGGAGAGAAGAACUGCGGAGCCGACACACUGCCAAACGUUCACGCGGCCAGAGCCUUACGACAAAGAAGCCAAGCAUUGAUUCCAUUCUAGAAGCCAAGGAGCAGGGCACAAUUGCUAUGAGCGAAGAGACCGCCGCUUCCACAAUUCAAUGGUGGUGGAGGACGAUAUUGAGGCAAAGAGCGGUACAGGAGUUCUCUAAUCUUGGUCUAUCCAUUGACGGCGUAAGAGAUACCUCGUUCGAGAAAGUUGUCGAGCUACUUGCAGAAGAAAAGGUUCUUACAACAACUGCACGGGUGCUGCGAAUAUGUGGUCUCCAGGAGGGUGCUCCAGAUUCGGUGGAAGAGAUGGCCGCUAUCCGGACCUUUCUCAGUGCAUUUGUCAUCCUAGGUCAUCCUACCCAAGUGCUCAGCAAUAAGGAUGAUAAAGGAGAGCAGGAGCAGGUUGGAUCUGUCCAAGGGCAACCCAUUCCCAGAGACGAUCUUGCUAAUCCACAGUUACAGGAUCUGGUCGGUAAGGCUCGUGAUGUUCUGAUCACCUUUGAGAACAUCCUGUCACGGUUGUCAUCACUCAACAAUUGGAUGACGCCCCCCGCUGUGCAGGAAGCUCUGCCCGAAGCGUACGCGACAUUUCACAAUGCCUUCAUUGCAUGGAAAGCACGUGAUUCGAAUGCUCUUAUUGAAGUCAUGAUACUGCAGUUUGUGGAGCUGGAUGCCAUACUGCAGACAGUCAAGGACAGUACUGAACAGGCCGUCUCCGAGACUUACCGCCAGAGCAUCAAGGACAAUCAGCUGCAGCUCAUGGUCAGGAUCAAGAGACUUGCUGGUGCCCAACAGGGCAAGAAACUGAUAUUUGAUGCUGUGAAAGAAGCCCGAAAGGCAAGAGCAGCAAAGAAGCCGACGGGCGACACAAGGCCCAGAGUGGCCGAUGACUCCUUGGGUCGUGACAGCUCAGCAAAGGAUCAAGCGACCGCCGAAAAUGAAGUCUCGGCGCAAUUACAAACACUUACACCGCCCUCUACGCCUCAAAGCAAGCCCAACGCCAAGCAGACAUUGAUGGCAACUCCAAUGUAUCCGCCUAUUCUGCCAGACAAUAGGAUCAUCGUGCAUGAGCUAGCUAUCAAUAGGGAAUAUCGCAUCGAGUAUCAACAUUUCCGAGAACAGCACAAGAUGCGGAUGGAUCCCAUGUUCCAGGAUCUCAAACUAGGCCCGAGAAGCGAGGAAAAGGAGUUUCGCUACUUGAUUGUUAUGGCGCAAUACAUCAAGGACAGGCUCCAACACCUUGUCAAGCCGGGAUCAACAAUGCAUACUUUUAUAGGUGAAAUGCUGGACACGGAGAUUGCACAGAGUCAAUUCCUUGCUGGAAGCUUCUCCAUUGAAAAGUUCUUUUCGUCCAUGGGCUCCCUGCUGCCCAAGCUCUGCGCUCCUGUUCGCGACGAGGAGGUAAAGGAGCUAGUGGAGAACAAGCUCACAGAGGGUCAUGUUGUCGAUCGCUUGGAGUCACUCAUCGCCUUUAUUGAUACAAUGCUCUAUGACUAUGCCAACUACAUGUUGCAAGUCGCGGCACCCAACCUCGUGGAGCAUGCCUCUGCGUAUGAAACCAAGCGUUUCGCUGAAGAAGUAGAGGCUGGAUCGACAUCCUUGACGCGUGCCAAGACUUGUUGGAAGGCAGCACGCACGAAACUCUAUGAGGAGGCAGCUCGGCGGGAUCCAGAAGGCAUCAAUCUAGCGAAAUCGCGGCCGACGCCGGACAAGAUUUACUGGCAAAUGCUGCUGGAUGAGUUUACACAGCCAUCUCCGCCAGCUGAUAGCAUUCCAGAGCCACUCGAGCUGGACACCAAACGCCGCUCUCGCGUUGGCUCGCAAGUCCUCAGGAUAGUCACAGCUGGCGCAAUUCUGCUACAGUGUAAAAACAUGCUGAAGCGUGAUGUCCGAGCUCCGUGGAAAACAGAGGCUGGACGUCUCAUUAUGGUCCUCGAGGCUCUGGAGGAUAGCGAAAAGCCACUGGAGCAGGCUGCUGGCAUCGAUGGUAUAAUGGCUGCUUUGGAAGGAGGGCGGUCUAUGCCUGUUGCUACCAAGACGCACUUGCGAGCUCUGGUCACCAAAUUUCUCGCUGCCAGCGCCGAGGCGAGACGCAACAAUAUGGAGCCUAGAGAGCCUGUUCUGAGAUUACUGCUCAACCGUAUAAGAAGUCAUGUUCUGGCACGUUUGCAAGCAGGUUCGGCAAGCGAGAAAGUCAAGGCAACUAGUGCAGCUGGUGAGAAGCUCGCUGGUUUGGGACUACCGGAAUUUGUGGAGAAAGUACGAGAGAUAGUCGACGAGCUCGCCAGGGUUGGAGCUAUCGAUCGCGAGUCUCAUGGCGUCUGGUGGGAGAGUAUUGCUGAAGAGGCUGACAAGGAAGCAGCUGCUUCGGCCUCGGCUUCAACACCCCCAGCGUGA
Messenger RNA from Pestalotiopsis fici W106-1, 3057 nucleotides. RefSeq lists its product as uncharacterized. The transcript has a single exon. NCBI's taxonomy places the organism in Eukaryota, Fungi, Ascomycota, Sordariomycetes, Amphisphaeriales, Sporocadaceae. The coding region runs from base 1 to 3057 and encodes 1018 amino acids. The record is from RefSeq and is a predicted model, not a curated record.